Molecule: messenger RNA, 2319 nt
Organism: Oncorhynchus tshawytscha (Chinook salmon)
Lineage: Eukaryota; Metazoa; Chordata; Actinopteri; Salmoniformes; Salmonidae
Product: 5,6-dihydroxyindole-2-carboxylic acid oxidase
Exons: 7
Coding region: 207-1775 (522 amino acids)
Biological process (GO): melanocyte differentiation; melanosome organization
Cellular component (GO): melanosome
Molecular function (GO): oxidoreductase activity
Source: RefSeq, a predicted model, not a curated record
CUGGUGUUGGGGCAAUUAGUACAAGAGGGUCGGGCGGCAUGGAAAUACAAACGCGCACUGAAUUGAAACAGAAAAAUAACUUUGAAGUGAUGAGGUUACGAGUAAGGUACUGACUAACGUUAGUGUGAUUGAAGAAAGAGAAUUGGGUGAUCCAUCUUUCCAUUUAACUAACUUUCUGGUGUGUGUCUUUUUGCCUAUUCGUGGAUAUGUGGAAGUAUGGCUUGCUGGUGCUCUUGGGCGCAGUGUUUGUGCGCGCGCAGUUUCCGAGGGAAUGUGUGACUCCAGAGGGACUUCGGAGUGGUCAGUGUUGUCCAUCCCCGUUUGGGGUCGCGAAUGACGACUGCGGGUCCGCUACUGGACGUGGUCAGUGCAUUUCGAUAGCGGCAGACGCAAGUGCACACGGCCCCCAGUACCCCCACGAUGGACGGGAUGACCGUGAACGUUGGCCUAUCCGCUACUUCAAUCGAACCUGCCAGUGCAACGGGAAUUUCACCGGUUAUAAUUGUGGCCGUUGUAGGCAUGGAUUUGCCGGGUUAAACUGUGACCAACCGGUUGCUGUUGUCCGGAGAAACGUGAUGCAGCUCAGUGUGGAUCAGAAGCGAGCUUUCGUGACCGCGCUGGACCAGGCCAAGCGCUCGGUGCACCCGGACAUUGUAAUUGCUACCAGGCGGUACCAGGAGGUAUUCGGUCCGGAUGGAAACACCCCGCAGUUUGAGAACAUCACCAUCUACAAUUACUUUGUGUGGACCCACUACUAUUCGGUCAGCAAGACCUUCUUGGGGGCCGGCCAGCCGAGCUUUGGUGGAGUCGACUUCUCUCAUGAAGGUCCCGGUUUUGUGACCUGGCACAGGUUUCACCUGCUCCAACUUGAGCGUGACAUGCAGGAUAUGCUGCAAGACCCGUCCUUUGCCCUGCCCUAUUGGAACUUUGCCAUUGGUGGAAGCACCUGUGACAUCUGCACAGAUGACCUAUUGGGAGCAAGGAGCAACCUCGAUAUGAAUUCCAUCAGCACCAACUCCAUCUUCUCCAACUGGAGGGUGAUCUGUGAGAGUGUGGGGGACUAUGAUACACUGGGGACCAUCUGCAACAAUACUGAGACCACCCCCAUCAGGAGGAACCCAGCUGGAAACGUGGCCCGCCCCAUGGUGCAGCGUCUCCCUGAGCCCCAGGAUGUGGCAGACUGCCUGCAGGUGAACACCUUUGACACCCCUCCCUACUACUCCACCUCUUCAGAGAGCUUCAGGAACACCAUCGAGGGCUAUAGUGCCCCCCAGGGAAACUACGACCCAGUGGUACGGAGCCUCCACAACCUGGCCCACCUGUUUCUGAACGGGACAGGGGGACAGACCCACCUCUCGCCCAACGACCCCAUCUUCGUGCUUCUCCACACUUUCACAGAUGCCAUCUUUGACGAGUGGCUCAGGAGGCACGCCCCUGAUUUGGCAGUCUAUCCUUCAGAGAAUGCCCCCAUUGGUCACAACAGGGGGUACAACAUGGUUCCCUUCUGGCCUCCAGUGACCAACGCUGAGAUGUUUCUUACAGCCCCAGAGAACCUUGGCUACUCCUAUGAGGCCGAAUGGCCAGCUGCUCCUUUAACUUUGACUGAGAUCAUCACCAUUGCCAUCGUGGCUGCCCUGGUCGUCGUCGCUGUAAUCUUUGCUGCAACCACAUGUGCCGUGCGCUCCCACUCUUACAGCAAACUGGAGGGCCGCCAGCCCCUGCUAGGAGAACAGUACCAACGCUACGAUGACGACAAAGGCCAAUCCGUGGUCUGAGCUGUAUGUGAAACUACAGGGUUAUGUUCGUGAGGGCACGCUUUUUGCAACAACAUUUGCGCAACAUAAAAUGAGUCCCUGUUUCUGUCAAUUUUCUCCUGUUUCGUGCCUAAUGAUCAUGACCAAGGCUUAGCUGAGCGUCACAUAUGUUCACACUUUUGUAUUGUUAGCAGUUAUGUUUUCAUAAUUUUAAAUUGAGUUUAAAGUGCCGUAGAAUAUGCAUCACAAACUGUAUUCCGGGAGUGGCCAAAUGUUGGCAAUGCAGGGUGUGGGUUGAAUGUAGUCUGUAACAAAAACCUGAACACUGCGGUCCUCCCAUUGCCAAGUUUUACCACCACUGCUGACUGCUGUAGUACAUAAUAUGGAAUCUUAUUGAUUGCAUCACUCAUUCUACUUUACGGAGUGCCUUGACCUGUAUACCUACAGAUUCUGAGUAUAACGAUGGUUUUCUGUAAAUUUGUAAACAUAUUUCGGUCAAAAUUGAACUUAUUUGUAAUUCCAUUGACAAUAUUUGGUGAUUAAACAAAAUAAAAGGUUAAGAAUU